Messenger RNA from Ornithodoros turicata, 2284 nucleotides. It is a transcript of the gene tum, whose product is annotated as rac GTPase-activating protein 1-like. Gene Ontology annotation, cellular component: cleavage furrow; centralspindlin complex; spindle midzone. Gene Ontology annotation, molecular function: GTPase activator activity. The transcript has 15 exons. NCBI's taxonomy places the organism in Eukaryota, Metazoa, Arthropoda, Arachnida, Ixodida, Argasidae. Bases 191 to 2041 code for a protein of 616 amino acids. The record is from RefSeq and is a predicted model, not a curated record. Gene Ontology annotation, biological process: mitotic spindle midzone assembly; mitotic cytokinesis; Rho protein signal transduction.
UUUCACACCGCCUUUGGACUUGUGCGCGUGCGCUGUUUGCACCAGCGGGAAGUCCCGAAAUCUUUGAACGGCGUGACCAGUGGCGUGGCUCGUCAGGUGCUUUGUCCGUUUUACUGUAGUUCUUGUUUGACUUGAAAGCUACAUUAUUCGACACGUCCGACUUCUCCGCUUCAGAAGUUCACUGUAGGCUAUGGCGCCGACUGCAUCAAAAAUGUCCGUUGUGGCGCAGUUUGACGACUUUACUCGUCAGCUGGUGCCCUGCAGUAACAUUGAAAUGGAGUUCUUGAACUUCGUAAAAAACCAAGAAGCUUGUCGAAAACAGUGGCACAUAUCGGAGCAACUAGUACAGAGUUUGCAGAAGGAGGUCUCUGAAUUGAAAGCAGAGAAGCUUGAGCUCGAACGUCUCCUGGAAUACACCAGAAAUGUACUGGAGACAGAAAUGGCACGCCGUGAAAGGUGUGAAGAAGAAAAGGAAGCCAAGAGUCGUCAGAUCGACCUCAUCAAAGAAUUCAUUCUGAAUGACCCCGAACUGAGGGAUGAGACGAUAGACAAGCUGCCUUUUCUGAGGCCGUCUGCAGCAAAUGAUGAAGCAGCACGCAGGCUGAACACAAUCAACGAGUCUGCGGGAUCGGCCCUGUCGCCUUCCCGAGACAGCCUGGACACUUCUGAAGAUGGCUGUGGACGUCGCAGCACGCGGUCACGUGGCAAGCGUAGCUCUGGAAGGCUUGAUCUUCAGGAAGUUGAAGCUAAGAGGCAAAAAUCCCUGGAAUCUGACGAUCCAGCACGCCCUAACAUCAUUGCAACAACUACCGUAACCGUAACGGACGGAAAGGACUUUGUCGCCACGUCCAGAGUGUACACUCAGCAAACUCCUCAUGGCAUCUCCACUGAGCAAUACAUCCCGUCUGCACCUCCCAUGACACCUCAGUUGGAAAAUGGACAGACGACACCCCUGCAGCAACGCCAUACAAACCGCACACCGUCCCGUACAAACUCUGCCGGCAAGCUGCUGUCGCGUGAGCACAGCUUCUGCACCAAGACUGUCAUCAAGCCCGACCAAUGCGGCCCCUGUGGGAAGAGGAUCACGUUUUACAAGCCCGUGCUCAAGUGCUCUCGUUGCCGUGCAACUUGCCAUCCAGAGUGUAAGGACAAGGUCCCACUGCCGUGCAUUGCUGUAAGAAGUACUCCAACCCAGAGCAAUAAUGGCGCCCUGAAAAGCCGCAUUGCUGACCAUGCACCGCCGACGUCGCCCAUGGUGCCGGCAAUCAUUGUUCACUGCAUUCAAGAGGUGGAACGUCGGGGCCUCAACGAAGUUGGGCUCUACAGGGUGUGCGGGGCUGAAAAGGAAGUGCGCGACAUCAUUGCGGCAUUUGGUCGAGGGAAAGGAGCUCCGAAUUUGGAGACUGCUGACAUUCACGCUGUCUGCAGCGCGAUCAAGUCCUUCUUGAACUCACUCUCCGAGACACUCAUUACGAAGUCCUUCUGGGACGACUUUGUGAAAGCGGCAGAAAGGGGUAGAGAGAACGAACAGUUUCCCAUCUGGCACUACGUGAACGCCCUUCCCAAGCCGAACAGGGACACACUAGCAGCCCUAGUGCUUCACCUUCAGCUGGUUGCCCAAAGUCCCAACACGAAGAUGCCUGUGUCGAACCUGGCACGUGUGUUUGGCCCUACAGUGGUAGGCUACUCCAGCAACGAUGCAGCUAGUGUGCGUGACCCCCUGAAAGAAACUGGGCAGCAGGCUCAGGUGAUGGAGUGCCUUCUUUCUGUACCUGCUGAAUUCUGGAGGACUUUCAUUGAUGUUGACCCCGAAGAAGAGGAUGCUCUCAGGACUCCCGAGACCAAACCUGUGCCACACAGCUCUGUGCUGGGUCCGGUGUACGGCACACUGGGCAGGAAGGCCUCACGCUCACGCACUCCUCUCAGGUCGGGCUUUAGUAGUGCAAAGCGUGCUCCUCUACCACCAGUCGCAAGAAGCAUUUCCAAAGGGCGGUCCACUGGAGCACGUUCAGGCUACUUUUCCUCGCCAGCCAUGAAAUGAAGAUGACCACAUUUUGUACAGACUUGCAGACAACACACUUUUGUAUAACUUUGUGUGAAUGAAUAUUUUAUGUCAUUUUAGACUUUGAAGGAUCAUAAGCUCCAGUACUUAAUUUUUGUGAAUGUUUUAGCAUUUUUGCGAGCCUCCCUCUCCUUGUGUAUUGAUUCGUCAUCACCAAAUGUGCAACAGUGGACAUCGAGAUGUUGUACUCUUGAAGGACUAAUAUAUUAUACUUAAAUCCCA